AGAAUGCCAUAUACAUUCGAGAACUCAGAAGCUCUGCUCAAAAACUUGAAAGACGCGGCUCCGUACAUAUCAGCUGCCGAACGCUUUGCAUCUUUCAAAGGAUUCGUUUAUGAUAAGAGAAUUAACAUCGCCUGUACUUCCGAAAAGCUUGCACGUGCAGGAUUCUAUUCGACAGCCUCACCAGAAUUCCCCGCUUCAGCCAAAUGCCCGUUUUGUAUGCUGGAAAUCAAUUUCGAACAGUGCGACGAUCCAUGGGAGAAACACAAAUCAGGAAGCCCACACUGUGAAUUUGUCAUGAUUGGAGAAAUCGAAGAAAGUGAACUUUCUUUCCGAAUCAUAUCCAAUCUUGCGAUACGACACGCAACAGUGAGACUUUACGAAGAGCUACUUGGAAUCGUAGCGACAUUGGAAAAUGGAGACAUUGCUAAUGAAAACCCGAUUACCCGCGCUGACGCCACCAGGAAAUUGAUUUCAUUCCGAUCUUCUAGCAAGCUUCUCACUUUUGAUCAUCGACUUGCCACAUUCCAAAAUUUCAUUUUCGACAAAAAAAGGAAUGUAAAAUGCACUUCAAAGAAGCUCGCCAAAGCUGGAUGGUUUUCUAUUGCCAACAAAAAAGAUAAAACUUCUGCAAAAUGUCCAUUCUGCCUUGUUGAGCUGGACUUUGACGAAUCAGAUGAUCCGUGGGAAGAGCAUCAGAAGUUCAGUGCAUCCUGCGAUUUUAUCAAACUAGGCAAGCUUGAUGAGAAAAAAUGGACUGAAAAUGAAGCAUUAAUGCUGGGAGCAAGAAUCACGAUUAUGCAAAAAUACGAAAAAGGAAGUUGGUUGAUUGACGAACUCGAGAAAGAAAAUAGAAUUGAUGAAAUAAUCAAGAUUCGAAAAAUUAUGAUCAAACCAAAUCAUGUUCUCAAACGACGUCGAUGCAGUAUUUAAUUUAUAUUUCGACUUUUUAUCUGUAAACUUUUGCCUCCCUCCCCGACCUGUUUAACAUCCGUAAUUCAUUCCAAAAAUGUUCUAAUUCGAAUGAAUAUGUUUUCCUAAACAUUG
Caenorhabditis elegans is the source of this 1044-nucleotide messenger RNA. RefSeq names its product Baculoviral IAP repeat-containing protein bir-2 (gene bir-2). The record is from RefSeq and is marked reviewed. Lineage: Eukaryota; Metazoa; Nematoda; Chromadorea; Rhabditida; Rhabditidae. The transcript is spliced from 4 exons. The coding region runs from base 4 to 930 and encodes 308 amino acids.